Photinus pyralis (common eastern firefly) is the source of this 2205-nucleotide messenger RNA. RefSeq lists its product as uncharacterized. The transcript is spliced from 7 exons. Bases 1130 to 2116 code for a protein of 328 amino acids. The record is from RefSeq and is a predicted model, not a curated record. Lineage: Eukaryota; Metazoa; Arthropoda; Insecta; Coleoptera; Lampyridae.
UUACCACAACAUUAUUAUGACCAUUUCAUUUGCUUACAUAGCGCAAUUAGUAUUUUAGCUUCGAUUUCUCUUAGAAAAUAUAGAAAAUUUGCAAAAGCCUUAUUAAUUUACUUUGUGGAACUAUUUGGUUCAUUAUAUGGAAAAGAACAAGUUUCGUACAAUGUACAUAAUUUAAUACAUCUGCCAGAUAGUGUUGACACUUUCGGUAAUAUUGAUUCGUUCAGUGCAUUUCCAUUUGAAAGUUAUAUGCAGACUAUUAAGAAAAUGGUUAGGAAAUCAGAAAAACCUUUGCAGCAAAUUGGUAAUAGGGUUCAUGAAUUAACUUCCAGAAUAGUAGACAGGCAUAAUGACCAGGAACUACCCGUUAUGCAAUAUCCAAUUGUACAUCACAAUAAUAUACUGACAAAUACUCACAAAAUGUUAAUUACAAAGGAAUAUAUUGUUAUUGCUAAUUCAGUGGCAAAUCAAUGCGUUCGAGUCCAAGGUGGAGUAUACAUUUUUACAGAAUUAAUCGGUUAUCAUGAAAAUUCCUUGGUAAUUGUAGGUAAGGUGUUUGAAAAGGUCAAUAAUUUUUAUACACACCCAAUUGAAUCUAAAUUAUUAGGAAUAGUUCUACUAGAAAAUUUGUCUCAGACUACUGGUAUUUGGCAUGUUACUGAUAUAUCAGAAAAAAUGUUUACCAUAAGCAUAAAUAAAGGUACAUACGCAGCUUUCCCACUUUUACAUCAAAUUACUUGUUAGCAGCUUUCCCACUUUCACAUCAAAUUACUUGUUAACAUAGUUUUAUUAUUUAGUUAGUUAUUUUUAUUAAUAUGUGUCUCUUGUUGUAAUUGAAGUACAAAAUUGAAGUAUAAAUUGUAAACAGAAACUAAAAUAGCUUUAAUUUACAAUGAAAAGUUCACUAUUUAUUUCAGUUGUGACUAAACUAGUUUUGGAGUUUGAACUCCAUCUUCAGGUACAAAAAGUUAGGUAAUCACAUUAAUAAUUUAUUUUAAACGAUCAUAUUCUGUUAUAAUUUAUUUAUAAUACCCUAAUAACCUCAUGGAGAAAUUUGUCAAUAUUAAGAAAUUGCUUUGUUAAUAAAAUUUCUUCAUUUUGACUUUUCUUCGAUUGUACGCCACUUCUACAAAUGAGUCGUUAUGUCGUUGUUCAUUUUACAAAGGAGAAUAGUGUGUCAGCUGUUCCUGAAAAGUGGGUUGUAGGGGACAAAUGUUUCUGGCCGAAAACAUCUCUUGUAAGGCCGUUAAUUAAACAAAGCGUUAGUCCGAAAUCUUCUUGGGAACAAUUUGCCGCAAAAGUCUUCCGUGAUAAACAAGGCAACGUUAAGUACUUUGAUUCACUUGAUCUAGCAGAAGAAAAGGCAGUGCAAGCUGAAGAAACGUCCGACUUAAGUACGGAUGAAGAUAGUUCAGGGCCUAGUCGCAUCAGUACAGGACUACAUCCUCCUCCUGUUCCAAGUGUUAGCAAUUUUGAGUUGGAGGACGAUUUGUCAGAAGAUGUUACAAUGGAAGAUGGAUUAAAUGCUACAUUGACUCCGUUAAUCGAGGUUCCUAUGUCUGCAAUCGCGUCUUCCUCACCAAUUCGUCAACAGCGAUCGCCAAUUUCCAUUCAAACACGAUGCGUAUGUGGAGGCAUUUCAACAAGUUUAGAAAAACUUGUCGAUCAGGUUGCAUGCAUGCAAUCAGAUAUUACGGAAAUAAGGGAGUUGUUACGUAGCGAGCGAACGGUUGGAAACAACUUAGCACAGCCAAAUAUAAAAUUGCCCGAUCUUCCAGCCAAAACACUCGAGGAAUUUUUGCUAUUAGAGGAAUACUCGAAGAUUCCUCAACAGGCCAAUGCAUUGAUAAAACAUUUAUCUACAGUUGGUGGUAUAAAUGUUGGAAAUGCCACAAGAAGGAUUUGGUCCCUUAUUGUGACCGAUUUUGUUAGCAGCAGAUUGAGCUGGAUCGGGGCAAAUGAAAAAACCAAGUUGCAAAAUUUAAAUAUAAAUCGAAUAAUUAUAGUUGCUGUAAGAACAAUAAUACCGAACGCCACUGACAUAGAAGUCUUGUCUGCAACCAAAGUUUGGAUUCGAAAAUCGGCAGAAAGGAUAAGAAAAAUGGACAAAACUAUUUAAAUGUUAUUUAUAUUUGUCAUAUUAUAGAUAAUAGAUACAUAGUGACAUGUAUAAGUUGUUAAAGAACCAAUAUAGCGUGUGAUCCUGUA